This is a messenger RNA of Pipistrellus nathusii (Nathusius's pipistrelle), 945 nucleotides long. Lineage: Eukaryota; Metazoa; Chordata; Mammalia; Chiroptera; Vespertilionidae. The record is from the annotation of a GenBank genome assembly.
AUGUUCCACCCCGCCGAGCGCGCCCAGGACUGGGCCAUGGACGGCCCCCGGGACGGGCCCAAGAAGGAGCGGCCGCUGGAGGACCGCCACGACAGCGGCCUGGACUCCAUGAAGGACGAGGAGUACGAGCAGAUGGUGCGGGAGCUGCGCGAGAUCCGCCUGGAGCCGCAGGAGGCGCCGCGCAGCGCCGAGCCCUGGAGGCAGCAGCGCACGGAGGACGGAGACUCGUUCCUGCACUUGGCCAUCAUCCACGAGGAGAAGGCGCUGACGAUGGAAGUGGUCCGCCAGGUGAAGGGAGACCUGGCCUUCCUGAACUUCCAGAACAACCUGCAGCAGACUCCGCUCCACUUGGCGGUGAUCACCAACCAGCCAGAAAUCGCCCAGGCGCUUCUGGAAGCUGGCUGUGAUCCUGAGCUGCGAGACUUUCGAGGAAAUACCCCCCUGCACCUUGCCUGUGAGCAGGGCAGCCUGGCCAGCGUGGGAGUCCUGACUCAGAGCUGCGGGACCCAGCACCUCCACGCCAUCCUGCAGGCCACCAACUACAACGGCCACACGUGUCUGCACUUGGCCUCCAUCCAUGGCUACCUGGGCAUCGUGGAGCGCCUGGUGUCCUUGGGUGCCGAUGUCAACGCCCAGGAGCCCUGCAACGGCCGAACUGCCCUUCAUCUCGCGGUGGACCUGCAGAAUCCCGACCUGGUGUCCCUCCUGCUGAAGUGCGGGGCUGACGUCAACAGGGUCACCUACCAGGGCUACUCCCCGUACCAGCUCACCUGGGGCCGCCCCAGCACCCGGAUCCAGCAGCAGCUGGGCCAGCUGACCCCGGAAAACCUCCAGAGGCUGCCGGAGAGUGAGGACGAGGAGAGCUACGACACAGAGUCCGAGUUCACGGAGGACGAGCUGCCCUACGAUGACUGCGUGCUUGGAGGCCAGCGCCUGACGUUAUGA